AUGGCCGAGGACAAAAAUAACAUUCCCAAAGGCCCGGUCGAGGCUGUUGAACCUGUUGAGGCCUAUUCCGGUUCCGAUGCUGGGUCUCCAGGGCUCGCGGCGAAGAACGAUGUCGUGACAGAGAAGGAUGCCAAACCGGGCCGCACCCUUCACUUUGUCACAAAGCGCGACAUUGACGAUACCACGGUGUGGUACAACCAGCACAAGCCCUCCGCCCGUGCCCUUGAGCCUCACGAGGUCAACAAGGUGACGCGGAAAAACUUCUGGUUCCUGCUCACGCAGACGUGGUGGGUUGCAUUCCUGAUCCAUCUCGACAAGUCGACGCUUUCCCAGGCCAGCACCAUGGGCAUCUUCGAAGACGUCAACAUCACCAAGAACCAGUUCAACCACCUGUUUGUCAUCUUCUUUGCCGGUUACCUGAUUGCACUCUGGCCAGGCGCUGCCAUCGCCCAGCGCGUCGGUCAAAAGCAGUUCAUCGUUGGUUCCCUGACCCUCUGGGCCCUGCUUCUGGGGCUGCACCCGCUCGCCAAGAACUACCCCCAGAUGAUUGCCCUCCGAUUUCUUCUUGGCAUGACCGAGUCACAAAUUGUCCCAUCGACGACUGUUCUGCAUCAGGCCUUCUUCCCGCCCAAAAAGAGUCCGUGGGUUCAGCUGCUGUGGUGGGCAUCGGGCAGUUUUGCCAAUGUCCUCCUCACCAUGGUCUCAUACAAGCUCAUCCUCGACGAUAACCACCAUUCGCUUGUCGGCAACCUCAGCUCGUGGAAGUGGAUGCACAUCAUUUGUGUCAUCCUCACCUUUAUCGUCGUCAUCCCCCUCGCCAUCUUCCUGCCCAACUCGCCGGUCGAAGCUAAAUGGCUGACGGUGGAUGAAAAGAUACAUACAAUCGAUGCCAUUCGUGCCACGCAUGCCGGUAUUAGCAACAAGAACUUCAAAUGGUCACAGGUCCGCGAGUGCUUCACCGACCCCAAAAGCUGGCUGUUCAUUUUUCACAUGUUCUUCAAUGAGCUGCCCAACAACACUUCCCAGCAGCUUCCCCUCAUCCUCGUUGGAUUCGGAUUCACACCGGCGCAGAGUGCCCUGUUCAACAUCGCCAAGCCGCUCUGGGGCUCGUUCCUGAUCGUUGUGUCGGCAGGGAUGCUGUUCUGGACAGAGUUGGGCGUGGGCUACACCUGUGCCAUUUCAUACAUCCCCUGCUUUGUUGGCGGCUUAAUCAUGCUGACGGCCCCGUGGUCUAACAAGGUCGCUCUGGUGGUCGGCACGCAGAUUUCGACCUUCAAGCCGUCGUACCUGCUGGGUCUUUCGUGGGCCGGCACGACAACGAUUGGCUACACAAAGAAACUCUAUGUCAUGUCGACCUGCAUCGUAGCCGCCUCAGUGGCAAACAUGAUUUCUCCAGAAUUUUGGCAGUCCAAGUACAAGCCCCGCUACAUCAUGCCUUGGGCAUUUAUGACGGCGUUUUGGUUCAUUUCGCCCAUCAUGUGUAUCAUUAUUCGAUUUUACCUGCAGCACGAGAACAAGAAGCGCGCUGCAAUUCUUGCAGAGCGAGGUACCGACAGUGACAAUGACGUUCUUGAGGUCGGCAGCGAGGUUAUGCACCUCAAGGACGAUGAUCUCGACCUAACAGAUCGCCAAAACCUGCGCUUUGUAUACCCUCUGUAG
Cordyceps fumosorosea ARSEF 2679 is the source of this 1659-nucleotide messenger RNA. RefSeq names its product Major facilitator superfamily domain, general substrate transporter. Bases 1 to 1659 code for a protein of 552 amino acids. The transcript has 4 exons. Gene Ontology annotation, biological process: transmembrane transport; L-cysteine transport. The record is from RefSeq and is a predicted model, not a curated record. Gene Ontology annotation, cellular component: membrane. Gene Ontology annotation, molecular function: L-cysteine transmembrane transporter activity. NCBI's taxonomy places the organism in Eukaryota, Fungi, Ascomycota, Sordariomycetes, Hypocreales, Cordycipitaceae.